This is a messenger RNA of Diaporthe citri, 2985 nucleotides long. RefSeq lists its product as uncharacterized. NCBI's taxonomy places the organism in Eukaryota, Fungi, Ascomycota, Sordariomycetes, Diaporthales, Diaporthaceae. The transcript is spliced from 10 exons. Gene Ontology annotation, cellular component: membrane; mitochondrion. Gene Ontology annotation, molecular function: transporter activity; metal ion binding; ATP binding. The record is from RefSeq and is a predicted model, not a curated record. Bases 1 to 2985 code for a protein of 994 amino acids.
AUGCUUGAAGGACCGAAUAAAGAGCUGCUGGCCAAUGUGAAUCCUGAAACGUCAAACUCACUCUCCCUAGAGUCUAGCAGUCACCGGGAGCUGUUUGUCGCAGCGCUCCCUACAGUCAAUGGCGGCGCUUCCAAGAUCCGGAAGCUCUUGAUUGCAAACCGCGGCGAAAUUGCCUGCCGAAUCAUUGAAACCUGUAAGAAACUCGGAAUAUCCACGGUGGCUAUUUACGUCCUGGAGGAUUCGGCCUCACGGCAUGUCACUGAAGCAGACGACUCAGUAUGCAUCGGCAGCAUUAGGGGCACCUCGAAGAAUCCGUUCCUUGACAUCGAUACCAUCAUCCAGGCCGCCCUUGAUACCGGGGCGCAGGCGAUCCACCCAGGUUAUGGAUACCUUAGUGAGAAUGCUGCAUUCGCUGACUGCAGUCGCCAAGCCGGCCUCGUCUUUGUCGGGCCCAGUGGGGCCGCCAUGUCGGCUCUGGGCGAUAAGCGCCUCGCAAAAGAGUACCUGCAGAAGCACGCGCCGGACGUGCCGUUGAUUCCAGGCUUCUCGGGGAAGAGCCAAGACCCUGCCGACCUGGUCAAGGCAGCAACAGAGAUCGGCUUCCCCGUGAUGCUGAAGGCGGCUGCUGGCGGUGGUGGCAAGGGGAUGCGAGUGGUGCGCGACGCUCAGCAGCUACGCACCGAGUUGGCCAGCGCGCAAUCGGAAGCCCAGCAGUCGUUCGGACAUAGUGACUGCAUUCUCGAGAAGUUUAUCGAGCAGAGCAAGCACGUCGAGAUACAGAUCGUGGGGGACCGACACGGCGAGGCGGCUUCGUUCUUCGAGCGGGACUGCUCUGUGCAGCGACGGAAUCAGAAGAUCAUCGAAGAGACACCUUGCUUGUUUUUGGAUGCUGGAGUGAGAUCGCAGAUGGCCAGUGCUGCGGUCCGUGUUGUCAAACUUUUGGAAUACGAAGGCGCCGGCACUGUUGAGUUCGUGUUCGACACUGCCGCGAUGAAGUUUUACUUCUUAGAGGUCAAUACGCGUCUCCAAGUCGAGCAUCCGAUUACUGAGGAGGUGACCGGGGUCGACUUGGUGGCACUACAGUUGUUCGUGGCAUCGGGCGGCAGACUUCGAGACUUGCCUGUGUUAAAGGAACUGAAGCAGACGGGGCAUGCGAUUGAGUGCCGGUUAUGCGCGGAAGAUCCUCGUCGCAAUUUCCUCCCCGAUCACGGUAAUAUUAUGCUGUGGCGACCCGCGAAGCCAGGACGAACAUCCAACUCGGUAGUACGGUACGAAACGGCCAUGCAGUCGCCAUGCACCGUGUCCAUCUUCUUCGACUCCAUGAUCUGCAAGAUCGUGGUUUGGGCCCCAACAAGAUCCGAAGCCAUUGAACGCAUGGCGAGGGAGCUGGCCAAUACCGCGUGCAUGGGAGUCAAGACCAACCAGCUGUUUCUCCAGAGCUGCCUGUUGCAUAACGCGUUCCAGGACCUCGGCUACACGACGGCAUUCAUUCCCCUUAAUCUUCCAGAUUUACUCGAAAAUUCAUAUCUAAAGGAUCCGCCAGAAUAUCUACCACUUAUUCCAAGCGUCUAUUUGGAGAGACUUCGGCAACUUCGACUGCCCGGCCGAACUGCUUUCCGCGGAGCCACAGUAGUGGCCGAGAGAGGACAUGCCCUGGAUGAGAAGAAGCUCAUCAGCGCUGUGGAGUCUGUUGGCUACAGCGCUGAGGUCGGCCCUCGGUCUCCAAAGGAGAUCAUCGACAUGCUCCAGUCGAGGCAAGAGGUAGAAGACCUCAAGAACAGCUUCGCUAGUGUUGCCCGCUACGCAGCUCUGAUACAGACUGUUGGAUAUGCCGCCUCGAAACUCGAAAAGAGGUGGCCGAACUCGGGGUUCGGAGCUCUCAAUCUGUGGCUUGCGCUCGCCCUUGCCACAUACUGCCAGUUCCGCGACGUCUCAUGGGUUCAUUCAAACGGCUGGAAAGCACUGUCCCAUGCUAACCCCAACAUGAACACGCUCGUCUCACUUUCUGUUUGCCUGGGCCUGUCGUUCUCGGUAGUCGACCUGCUGGUCCGGGGACGGCUCGCUUCCUCAUAUCACGCCGCCACAGUCGGACUUACGCUUGUGAUCAUGGCUGGGCGUUGCUUAGGGGCUCUGUCUCGUCGACAGUCAUCGAAAGAUAUUCUUGCAGUCUAUAAACCGCUCGUGGAGCUAGAAUUCACCAGACUUUCGUCAACUGGGCAAUUGGUCCCAAUUGCGGCGACCUGUUCUCUUCGAAAGAAUGGAGUUGUCCUUACAGGUGGGGCUUCCACCAUCGACCGGCUCGCUCGAACAAACUAUCUCAUCUUUGACAAGACCGGGACUCUGACACAAGCUCGUCUUCGUGUCGAGAAGCUGUCGACCCCUCGACGAAUACGACUCACGGAACACGAGUUAUGGACAAUGGUGGCUUGCUGGACAGGUGAAGGCCUCCCCGACGAAAGCGCGAUAUUUGUCUAUGCAGCAAUCGAUGGAGUAUAUGCAGCAACAUUCUCCCUGGUUGACGCUAUCCGGGCAGAGGCAGUGACCUCCAUUCAGAAACUAAAAGGCAUGGGCUACAGCUGUGGAAUGGCAAGUGAUACUGAAAUGGCCGCCGCUCGAGUCUCGGUAUGCCUAAAAGUUCCUAUUCUAGCUUCUGGGGCAACUCCAAGGGACAAAUUAAAUCACGUCAAUAUGAUCCGUGAUAGUGGGAAGGUUGCUGCCAUGGUUGGUGACGGGCUCAAUGACGCGCCGAGCCUAGCGGUGGCAGACGUGGGCAUUCGCAUCUGCCACGAGGGCGCGGUUCCGACUACGGGUGCCGCCGUUACCAUUGUUAACUCAUCACUCAGUGGAGUCGUCCUCCUUCUUGAAGCGGCGCAGCUUACGCAGCGGCAAAUUCGAUUUAAUCUUGGGUGGGUGGCUGUUUACAAUGUGGUAGCCUUGACCAUGGCAGCAGGCGUAUCACCCUUCGGCUUUACUUUGACACCGUGA